Messenger RNA from Aspergillus homomorphus CBS 101889, 999 nucleotides. RefSeq names its product aldose 1-epimerase. Gene Ontology annotation, molecular function: carbohydrate binding; aldose 1-epimerase activity. The transcript is spliced from 2 exons. Gene Ontology annotation, biological process: beta-D-galactose catabolic process via UDP-galactose, Leloir pathway; glucose metabolic process. NCBI's taxonomy places the organism in Eukaryota, Fungi, Ascomycota, Eurotiomycetes, Eurotiales, Aspergillaceae. The record is from RefSeq and is a predicted model, not a curated record. The coding region runs from base 1 to 999 and encodes 332 amino acids.
AUGGGCGACAAAACCUCCGCCAAAUUCACCACUCUGGGUGCCAUCAUCCAGGAAUUUAACGUGGACGGCCAGAACAUCGUCCAGGGCUUCGCUACGAAGAAACUGUACGAAAAACACAACAGCCCCUGGUUCGGUGCCAACAUCGGCCGGGUGGCCAAUCGGAUCAAGGGCGGAAUCAUCCGCAAUCUCAAUGGCCGUGAAUAUCAGCUGGAGCAGAAUGAUCCUCCCAAUGCCCUGCAUGGCGGCAGUCAAGGCUGGGGCCGAUGCGACUUCGAGGGUCCAACGGUCCUACAGCGAAACGGCAAGGAAACCCUACUUUAUACCUAUCGGAGUGUCCAUAACGAAGCCGGGUACCCGGGCACCGUGGACUUGAAGGUCUUCUACACAGUCAGCGAGGAGGUGGACGGUGACAUCACCCGAUCGGUGCUGGAUAUUGAGUACGAGGCCGAAUUGGUCGGCGAUGAAUGUGAGGAAACAGUCAUCAAUUUGACCAACCAUAGCUAUUUCAACCUGGGCAGUGGCGCAACCACUGAAGGCACUAUCGCCAAGCUGUCUACACAAGAUUACUUGCCCCUGGAGGGUGGGAUUCCACGCGGCCCAAUCGAACCGUAUCCCAGCGAAGUGACGAAAGAUUUCACCUUCGGCCCUGACAAUCAGUUCGACGAUAUUUUCGUCGUGGAGCGCGAGAUCGCCCGCGUGCCGCUCGAUACGCGCGGACAGCCCCUCCAGCUGCAGGCCGAGUUCCGCCACCCGGCCUCGCAUCUCAACUUGCAGGUGUACAGCACAGAGCCUGCAUUCCAGUUCUACACGGGCCAAGGCAUUGACGUGCCGGCCACGGAAGGGAACCCGAGCCGCGGGCCGUUUGCUGGCUUUUGCAUCGAGCCCAGCCGCUUCGUCAACGCCAUCAACGAACCGGCCUGGCGGCACACCGUGGUGCUGAAGAAGGGAGCUCAGUACGGCAGCAAGAUCACCUAUAAGGCUUGGAGAGACCCGAGGUAA